This is a messenger RNA of Abrus precatorius (Indian licorice), 1100 nucleotides long. RefSeq names its product E3 ubiquitin ligase rnf-5-like. The record is from RefSeq and is a predicted model, not a curated record. Gene Ontology annotation, cellular component: endoplasmic reticulum. The transcript is spliced from 2 exons. Lineage: Eukaryota; Viridiplantae; Streptophyta; Magnoliopsida; Fabales; Fabaceae. Gene Ontology annotation, biological process: ubiquitin-dependent protein catabolic process. Bases 191 to 883 code for a protein of 230 amino acids. Gene Ontology annotation, molecular function: ubiquitin-like protein conjugating enzyme binding; ubiquitin protein ligase activity.
GUAGACGAACCUGGAAACUUCCACAAGGUUCUCGGUGAUAACUAAUUUUAGGGCUUUGCAUCGCAGGACUUAACUUUUGCAAACAAAAUUCUUCUGCCUUCUCUAACCAUUUGUCUUUUUCUCCACCCAAUCGGUUUGGCAUUGUAGUUGAUUUUGUUUGGUGCAUCUGAAGAUCUGAGGAGUUUGGGAAAUGGUGAGUGGUUUUGGGGAAUCAACGACAGCAUCUCCUCCGAGCCCAUCUUGCUCGGGGAACAGUUCAAACGAUGCUGGUGAUUUUGAAUGCAACAUAUGCUUUGAUUUGGCACAAGACCCAGUGAUCACUCUGUGUGGUCAUUUGUUCUGUUGGCCAUGCCUUUAUAGGUGGCUCCAUCAUCACUCCCAUUCUAAAGAGUGCCCUGUUUGCAAGGCCCUUGUGCAGGAGGAGAAAUUGGUGCCCCUUUAUGGAAGGGGCAAAAAUCAGACUGAUCCCAGGACCAAAUCAUAUCCUGGAAUGGAGAUCCCUCACCGUCCAUCGGGGCAGAGGCCACAAACGGCACCGCCCCCGCCACCUCCUGAGACCAACCCAUUUGGGAAUUAUGGGUUUGGCCUCAUGGGAGGUUUCAUUCCCAUGGCAACUGCCAGAUUUGGAAACUUCACACUUUCCACUGCCUUUGGUGGUUUUAUCCCGUCCCUGCUCAACAUUCAGUUCCAUGGCUUUCAGGAUGCCACUGUUUAUGGGACAACGUCUGGUUAUCCCUUUGGGUUUAAUGCCUUCCAUGGAGGGAACUCGCGGGGUUUUUCACAGGCAACUGGUCAAGUGCAGCGGCAGGAGGACAAUGUUUUGAAGAAUUUGCUUUUGUUGAUUGGAUUUCUCGUCCUCCUCACUGUUAUUUUUGUGUGGUAAUGUCUUUUUGCAUUGAGCUUAAAUUGCUUCAUUAAGGAGUUGUCGUUUUUGUAAAUAUUUUAGCUGACUUCAAGAGGGAAUUGUAUGCUUUUAGAAUACUGUCUGUUUUGCUCUUUUAUCAACUGUAUUAUAGGCACCUGCAGUGAACUUGAAUGCUGCCUGUUUGGCUCUUUAUCACUUACAUUACUGUCUUUUAAUAAUAUCUCCUCUAUGUCAC